AGAAAAUGUCAAGUCUAAAAAUGAAAGAGGCAGCCCUUAUCUAUCUUGACAGAAGUGGAGGCCUCCAAAAGUUUAUAGAUGAUUGCAAAUACUACAAUGAUUCAAAACAAAGUUAUGCUGUCUAUCGAUUCAACAUUUUAAUAAAUCCCUCUGAUAUUGUUGAAUUGGAUGCUGAACUUGGAAAUCACAUUUUACAUGAGCCUUUAAAAGCUGCUCAAGUUUUUCAAUCAGUCUGUUUUACUGCUGUUAAGACUCUCUCAUUAAUUGGACAAUUACAGACUGAAACUCAGAUUAAUAUAGUGCUGAAGUUAACACAUUUACCUCCUCUACGAAGUUAUAGUCUUGAUCUUUGUGAGUUUCCACUUGAUUAUGCAUCUCAAAGAUUUUAUAUGAUGCAAGGAAUUGUGAUUGCAAUGACAACUGUAACCAAGUAUACACAAGGUGCAAGAUUUCUUUGUUCAGAUGAAGCAUGCCCUCUUUCAAAAGGAUUUCAGUAUAUAAGAGUGCAUGUGCCUGGUGCUACAGAAUCUGCAACAGUAAGAAAUGACUUUUUGUGUAAUCUAUGUUCAUCUUCACUUCAAGAAGACAGAAAAUUUAGAGUACUUGGUGAUAAACAGAUAGUUGAAAUAAUCACAGCAAAGGCACUUCAUGCUUUUCAAGGAUAUUCUAACAACCAGCCAUGUAGGUUUCAAUCUCUUACAAUUUUUCUAAGAGAUGAAUCAGUGAGUAAAAUGAAUAUAGGAAAUGAGUAUAAAAUUAUUGGAAUUCCAGCCUGUGUAAAAACUUCACAAACGGCUGUCUGUAUAGAGGCAAACAGUAUCAUUUCUUGCAAUCCAAAAGUUCCCUCAGGAAUUAGCGACAAUUUCAAGCAUCUUCUCUCUUUGACUUCCAGCUCAUGCUGGAAAUUUACGGCAAUACUUGCCAAUAUCUUUGCAUCACAAAUUGUUCCUCCUGGGACUUACAAUUUGCUCAAGCUCUGUUUGCUGAUGAGUCUAGUACAGACAACUGACCAUAACAAGGAACUGAAAAAUUGCCUGGAUAUUUUAAUUAUAACAAGUGAUACUCUACUUGUAGACAGGCUUUUGAAUUUUAGUAUAAACCUUGUGCCCCGUGGUAUACGUCAUCCGGUCUCUACUGAAAUUUUUCCUACCCUAUCCAGAAAUAAGUAUGGAACUGGUGCAGUUAGCAUUCAAGCUGGCAGUGCUUUGCUAGCUAAAGGUGGUAUCUGCUUUAUGGGAGACUUGGCUUCACACAAAAAAGAUAAACUAGAACAGCUUCAAUCAGUUGUGGAAAGCAGAAGCAUCACAGUAUACAUCCCAGGAAAGAAGUUUGGGGAUGAUGUUAAUCAACAAAUGACUUUUCCAGUUCAGUGCAGUUUUUGGUCUUUUGUUGAUAUGGAUUCAUCUUCAAGGAAGAAUAUGCAGAAAACCAAUACUCUAAUUGGUCAGAUGGAUUGCAGUUUGAUUCCAGCUAAUCUCCUAGAGGCAUUUGGAUUAUUGAUUAGCUGCAAUGAAUCAUCUCCUUGCUACCCACUUCUUUCUACUGUGCAACAUACUUUAAAGAAAGCCAUUGAUCCUGAAGGGCAGCUUUAUGUAGCUUCUAAGAAGUUCACAACUGAAGAUUUUGAAAAGCUGCUGGCUUUUGCAAAGAGUUUGAAUGUAGAAUUCAGUUUGGAGGCAGAAAGAAUGAUUCAUGGCUAUUAUCUAGCAAGUCGAAGAAUCAGAACAGAUUCUGUAAGUGGAUCAAAACUGUCAGCAUCUGCAUUAAAAUACUUAGUUUCCCUAGCUGAAUCCCAUGCUCGACUGAACUUAAGGAAUAAAGUGCUUAAAGAAGAUGCACUAAUUGCAGCCUUAUUAUUUGAAACAUCUCUCACACUGAAAUAUGGGGCCACUGUAUUUUGUGUUGCUCCAAAUGCAGUAUUUCCGUUUGAAUUGUAUAACGAAGAAUAUUUAGAGCAAAGGGAUAUCUAUUUGACUCAGUGCCAACAGCAGCUCCAACAGUUUAUUGCCACAUAUGGACCUGGGACAACUCUUUUCACUAGUGAUGAAUAGCCAAUCUGAGGACACUAUUUUCUUCAUAUUUAAGUUAAAUGUGAUUUUGAAGUAAUGCUUCAGGUAAUGUGUACAGUAGUAUGUUAGAAUGCUAUCCUAAAUGUAUGAAAUAUGGUCUCAAUAUGAUUUACAAACUAAGCAAGGUAAAAUACCACUUUUUGUGUAGUUCCCGCUAUUUGUCACAAGAUGGCAAGAACACUUUAAAUGAGAACAUUUACCUACAAAUAAUCAUUUUAAACCAUUUUUCUUGCACCU
This is a messenger RNA of Zalophus californianus (California sea lion), 2306 nucleotides long. RefSeq names its product minichromosome maintenance domain containing 2 (gene MCMDC2). Gene Ontology annotation, biological process: double-strand break repair via break-induced replication. The record is from RefSeq and is a predicted model, not a curated record. Bases 6 to 2051 code for a protein of 681 amino acids. Gene Ontology annotation, molecular function: DNA binding; single-stranded DNA helicase activity; ATP binding. NCBI's taxonomy places the organism in Eukaryota, Metazoa, Chordata, Mammalia, Carnivora, Otariidae. The transcript has 14 exons.